Molecule: messenger RNA, 502 nt
Organism: Mytilinidion resinicola
Lineage: Eukaryota; Fungi; Ascomycota; Dothideomycetes; Mytilinidiales; Mytilinidiaceae
Exons: 2
Coding region: 156-494 (112 amino acids)
Source: RefSeq, a predicted model, not a curated record
AAAACACAAACACAUUGAACACCGCAAGCUCUCGAUGCCUUGAACCAACACAUCAUCUUCCAUUCGUAUGGUUUAGAGAUAUCCUCCCAAAUUGCUAUUUCACGUUUAACAGCGACCAGUUUUUGUCAAUACAAAAGAAAGGACGAGAAAGAAAUAUGGGCGACCACUCUCAGACCACAGCCGGUGAUGCAAUCAUUGAUAUCCCUACUUCCACCGACACCAUCGUACACCACCACCAUCCAGACCACCACCCGCCUCCAUACCACGAAGACCCUCUUCCCGACAUGGCAAACGACGCGGCUGUGAUGGCACCUUUAAACCGAAUCUAUCAACAGUAUGGUACUAUUCUAGUUGAGAGUCCACGAGACCGACGCCGACGAUCGCAAGAAGAGAGUCCUGCGUGGCAAUGUUUCAGUUUUACAGUUGGCUGCGCUAUGACUGGAUUCACUAUCUUUGUACUGUAUCGCCUCUUUGAGGCUCCGCACCCCUGGUGAUACGAUAG